CUGGAUUCCUCCGCGCCACGCUCGCUCCCUCCCUCUCUUUCCCUCCGGCAGCCCGCCCGGCACCGCCCGAGCUCUGACCCGGCACCGCAAGCAUGGAGCUCAUCAACAUCCUCGAGAAGACCGUGUCGCCCGACCGUAAUGAGUUGGAGGCAGCGCAGAAGUUCCUGGAGCAGGCGGCCAUCGAGAACUUGCCAACCUUCUUGGUGGAGCUUUCAAAAGUCCUUGCAAAUCCUUCAAACAGCCAGGUGGCCAGAGUUGCAUCUGGCUUGCAAAUUAAGAACUCUCUCACUUCAAAAGAUCCUGAUGUGAAGUCGCAAUACCAGCAGCGCUGGCUGGCAAUCGAUGCCAAUGCCCGCCAAGAAAUCAAAACUUUUGUCUUGCGGACACUUGGCACAGAGAGCUAUAGGCCCAGCUCGGCAUCGCAGUGUGUGGCAGGCAUAGCGUGUGCUGAAAUACCUGUAAACCAAUGGCCUCAGCUCAUCCCACAGCUGGUUGCCAAUGUGACCGACCCAAACAGUACAGAACACAUGAAAGAAUCAACGCUGGAGGCGAUAGGAUACAUCUGCCAGGACAUUGACCCGGAGCAACUGCAGCACAAAUCCAAUGAGAUCCUCACAGCAAUUAUUCAGGGCAUGAGGAAAGAGGAGCCCAGUAACAAUGUCAGGCUGGCAGCGACCAAUGCCUUGCUCAACUCCCUGGAGUUUACCAAAGCCAACUUCGACAAGGAGUCUGAAAGACACUAUAUUAUGCAAGUGGUCUGUGAAGCUACGCAGUGCCCAGACACCAGAGUACGAGUAGCUGCUUUGCAAAACUUGGUGAAGAUCAUGUCUCUCUACUACCAGUACAUGGAGACCUAUAUGGGUCCUGCACUGUUUGCUAUCACUGUAGAAGCAAUGAAGAAUGAAAUAGAUGAAGUUGCUCUGCAGGGAAUUGAAUUCUGGUCCAACGUUUGUGACGAGGAGAUGGACCUUGCAAUUGAGGCAACAGAGGCAGCUGAGCAAGGAAGACCUCCAGAGCAUACGAGCAAGUUCUACGCUAAAGGGGCUUUGCAGUACCUUGUCCCCAUCCUGACCCAAACUCUUACAAAGCAGGACGAAAAUGAUGACGACGAUGAUUGGAAUCCAUGCAAGGCUGCCGGAGUGUGCCUCAUGCUUCUUGCCACCUGCUGUGAGGAUGACAUUGUUCCCCAUGUCCUACCGUUCAUUAAGGAGCAUAUUAAGAAUCCGGACUGGCGUUACAGAGAUGCUGCUGUUAUGGCUUUUGGCUGCAUCCUAGAAGGACCAGAGGCCUGCCAGCUGAAACCUCUAGUCAUCCAGGCCAUGGCCACAUUGGUUGAGCUCAUGAAGGACCCCAGUGUGGUUGUUAGAGACACAACAGCAUGGACUGUGGGCAGGAUAUGUGAGCUGCUGCCUGAGGCGGCCAUCAAUGACGUUUACCUGGCCCCUCUUCUGCAGUGCCUCAUGGAAGGACUUGGGGCAGAACCCAGAGUUGCUUCCAACGUCUGCUGGGCCUUUUCCAGUUUGGCUGAAGCUGCAUAUGAAGCAGCAGAUGUAACAGAUGACCAAGAAGAGCCUGCCUCGUAUUGCUUGUCCAGCUCCUUUGAGGUGAUCGUGCAGAAAUUGCUUGAAACCACAGACAGACCCGACGGGCACCAGAACAACCUACGAAGUUCUGCCUAUGAAGCCCUAAUGGAAAUAGUUAAGAACAGUGCCAAGGACUGCUAUCCCGCAGUGCAGAAAACCACACUGGUGAUCAUGGAGCGGCUGCAGCAAGUGCUUCAGAUGGAGUCCCACAUACAAAGCACGUCAGAUAGGAUCCAGUUCAAUGAUCUGCAGUCCCUUCUGUGCGCUACUCUCCAGAAUGUACUUCGGAAGGUGCAACCCCAGGACGCACUGCAGAUAUCUGAUGUAGUGAUGGCGUCUCUGCUCCGCAUGUUCCAGAGCACCGCUGGCUCUGGGGGGGUGCAAGAGGAUGCUCUGAUGGCUGUGAGCACUUUGGUUGAAGUGUUAGGACCAGAGUUUCUGAAGUACAUGGAGGCAUUUAAACCAUUCCUUGGUAUUGGCCUGAAGAAUUAUGCAGAGUAUCAGGUUUGCUUAGCUGCUGUGGGACUUGUAGGUGAUCUGUUCCGAGCUCUACAACUAAAUAUUCUGCCAUUCUGUGAUGAAAUCAUGCAACUUCUCCUGGAAAACUUGGGUAAUGAGAAUGUUCACCGCUCAGUGAAGCCACAGAUCUUGUCUGUGUUUGGUGAUAUUGCCCUGGCCAUUGGGGGGGAAUUUAAGAAAUAUCUAGAUGUUGUUCUCAACACAUUACAGCAAGCAUCGCAAGCUCAAGUUGACAAGACAGACUACGAUAUGGUAGAUUAUUUGAAUGACCUGCGAGAGGGUUGUCUGGAAGCAUACACCGGAAUCAUCCAAGGGCUCAAGGGUGAUCAAGAAAACGUGCACCCUGAUGUGAUGCUGGUGCAGCCUCGUGUGGAGUUCAUUCUAUCCUUCAUAGAUCACAUUGCCGGUGAUGAGGAUCACACAGACAGUGUUGUGGCCUGUGGUGCUGGUCUCAUUGGAGAUCUAUGCACAGCUUUUGGGAAGGAUGUUCUUAAACUGGUAGAAGCUCGUCCAAUGAUUCAUGAGCUUUUGACAGAAGGAAGGAGGUCCAAGACAAACAAGACAAAAACUCUUGCUACUUGGGCCACCAAGGAACUGAGGAAGCUAAAAAGUCAAGCCUGACCUUGCCGGGUAGGUGAUGCCUAAUAGCCCACUGGAAAUCUCCAACCUUAUUUGAAAACAAAAUUAUAUCCCGGAAGUGAGAAGUAUGAGCGGAUACUGAAUGUUUGGGAAUGAGCGAAUGAAUGAGUGAGGCUUCAAACAUACCGAUAAUGCAACCACAGCAGUGCUGUGAGAAGAGCAGACUUCCUGGGAAUGAGGUGGAAGAACCGUGAUAGUCUGCCCAAUCCCCCCAAGAGGAACAAGCGCAGUAGACGUCUGCUUUCACUGCCUUGUGGCCAGGGCAGAGCAGGAGUGACUGGUGUAACUUUAUUUUUUAAUUCAUUAUAACAUCUGCCCCCCUGCAUUUAUUUUUUUUCCCCUCCAAACUCCCUGCUGAAGAAUGCAGCACCCCCCUGCCGUGCAACCCAUCUGAGAGCAGGGAGCCUGAACGGAAGGAUUUUUCAGUCAGAGUGAGUGUGUGUGAAUGAGGAGGUACAGCAGUGUCUACAGUCUGAACUUCAUUUGCCGUUUAUUCUGACCCUGAGGAGAAGGUUUUUAGUGUUCUAAGUGCUUCUGGAUUCAUCUAGAGGAAUAACACGCAGCAUUGUCAUCAGAUGCAAUACAAGGUUUCUAGUAUGAAAAAUGUCUUUUUCUAGUUUAACUCUGUUUUAACUGCUUUUCUACAAGCGGCACUUAGGAGCAUAUUGCAGGUGCCUCUUGCAGUCGAAGUAGUUAGGGGAAACACUGGCUUGGAUAUUCUGUAGUCCUGUAGUAAGCGAGCUGCUUGUGGCAUUAACUCUUUUGGUAACUUGUGACUAGGGCGAGAGAGGAAUUGCUAAAAUUGAUGGAACAGGAAAAGCCCUCAAACUAGCACAUAGUGCCCUAUCCUUCAAAAAUUGAGUCAGAAUUUGAAAUUUGUUUUGAAGGUUAACAGCCCUGUCCCUCUAACGUGCCAAAGAAUCAAAUCCUUAAAGGUUUCUUCAGUGUGAAUAACCUUUUGCUCGGCGGGGGUCAGCGGCUCACUUCUCUCCAUUCUUGUUUUUGAGUCGGUGCUGGCUCCCUCCUUGUAGUGAGAUAAAAAAACAAAAAAAAAAAUCGGAUUAUCAGUAAGUCAAGUGAUGCUAUGCCAUAGAGCACUACGCUAACUUUUAUUUCACUGACUAAUGUGAUACUCAAUUUCCUGCACUUAAACAUUAAAAUUGAAAAUUGAAAAAAAAUAGUUUAAAUGAAAAUAAUUAAAAAAAAAAAUGUAUAAGUAUAUUCUAGAUACGGAUGGACGUACGUUGGACCAUGGCACUUGUACAAGGUUCUAUUUUUUCACUGCAGUUAAAGAUUAAUAAAAUGGUGUCAAACAUC
Messenger RNA from Spea bombifrons (plains spadefoot toad), 4058 nucleotides. RefSeq names its product karyopherin subunit beta 1 (gene KPNB1). Gene Ontology annotation, molecular function: small GTPase binding; nuclear import signal receptor activity. The record is from RefSeq and is a predicted model, not a curated record. Gene Ontology annotation, cellular component: nucleus; cytoplasm. The coding region runs from base 93 to 2723 and encodes 876 amino acids. Gene Ontology annotation, biological process: protein import into nucleus. The transcript is spliced from 22 exons. NCBI's taxonomy places the organism in Eukaryota, Metazoa, Chordata, Amphibia, Anura, Pelobatidae.